CUCGAGGGCGGCGGCCAUUUUGGCCGGGUGGCAGCAUCCGGAGCACGUUGCCUCCGUCUCCAGCGUUGAAGCCACGGCGGCCGGCGAGGCUCCUCCCGGCGGCCCCCUUCCUUCCUUCUUCCCUCCCUCCCCCUUUCCGCUGCUCGCAGCCUCUCUGAGGAACUGAACUAUCCACCUCCAUCAGCUUGGAUCCUUAGUGUACAUAUAUAGAAUUCUAAGUUUCCCACUAUGGCUGAUAAGUUAACAAGAAUUGCUAUUGUAAACCAUGACAAGUGUAAGCCAAAGAAAUGCCGGCAGGAGUGCAAGAAGAGCUGCCCUGUUGUUCGAAUGGGAAAGCUGUGCAUAGAGGUAACAGCACAGUGUAAAAUAGCAUGGAUUUCUGAAACACUGUGUAUUGGUUGCGGUAUUUGCAUUAAGAAAUGUCCUUUUGGAGCCUUGUCAAUUGUUAAUUUACCCAGCAACCUGGAGAAAGAAACAACGCACAGAUAUUGUGCCAAUGCCUUCAAACUUCACAGGUUGCCUAUUCCACGUCCAGGAGAAGUGCUGGGGUUGGUUGGAACAAAUGGUAUUGGAAAAUCAACUGCCUUGAAAAUCUUAGCAGGGAAACAGAAGCCAAACCUUGGGAAAUAUGAUGAUCCACCUGAUUGGCAAGAAAUCCUGACUUACUUUCGAGGAUCUGAGUUGCAGAACUACUUCACAAAGAUUCUAGAAGAUGAUCUUAAGGCCAUCAUUAAACCUCAGUAUGUGGACCAGAUUCCUAAAGCUGCUAAAGGAACAGUGGGCGCUAUAUUGGACCGAAAAGAUGAAACAGGCACACAGACUAUUGUUUGUCAGCAGCUUGAUUUGUCACAUUUAAGAGAACGCAAUGUGGAAGAUCUCUCAGGAGGAGAACUUCAGAGAUUUGCUUGUGCUGUAGUUUGCAUCCAAAAGGCUGAUAUCUUCAUGUUUGAUGAACCCUCCAGCUACCUAGAUGUUAAGCAACGUCUGAAGGCCGCCAUUACUAUUCGAUCUUUAAUAAACCCAGACAGGUACAUCAUUGUUGUAGAACAUGACCUGAGUGUACUUGAUUAUCUCUCUGAUUUUAUUUGUUGCUUAUAUGGUGUGCCAAGUGCUUAUGGUGUCGUCACUAUGCCUUUCAGCGUGAGAGAAGGCAUAAAUAUUUUCUUGGAUGGCUAUGUUCCGACAGAAAAUCUAAGAUUCCGAGAUGCAUCCCUAGUUUUUAAAGUAGCAGAGACAGCUAAUGAAGAAGAAGUUAAGAAGAUGUGUAUGUAUAAAUAUCCUGGAAUGAAAAAAAAGAUGGGAGAGUUUGAGCUCUCAAUCGUAGCUGGAGAAUUCACUGACUCUGAGAUAAUGGUAAUGCUAGGAGAAAACGGAACUGGAAAAACAACAUUCAUUCGCAUGCUUGCAGGAAGACUUACACCGGAUGAUAAAAGUGAAGUACCAGUUUUAAAUGUUAGUUAUAAGCCACAAAAGAUCAGCCCUAAGUCUACUGGAAGUGUACGUCAGCUGCUUCAUGAAAAGAUUCGAGAUGCCUACACCCAUCCACAGUUUGUGACAGAUGUAAUGAAGCCUCUGCAGAUUGAAAAUAUCAUUGAUCAAGAGGUACAAACACUGUCUGGUGGUGAGUUGCAGCGUGUUGCUCUUGCUCUCUGUCUUGGCAAGCCUGCGGAUGUAUAUCUGAUUGAUGAACCUUCUGCAUACCUGGACUCAGAGCAACGUCUAAUGGCAGCUAGAGUUGUCAAACGUUUCAUUCUCCAUGCUAAAAAAACUGCCUUUGUGGUAGAGCAUGACUUCAUCAUGGCUACCUACUUAGCGGAUCGUGUCAUUGUCUUUGAUGGCAUUCCAUCCAAGUGCACAGUGGCAAACAGUCCCCAAACCCUUUUGGCUGGUAUGAAUAAGUUUUUGUCUCAGCUUGAAAUUACUUUCAGAAGAGAUCCCAACAAUUAUAGGCCAAGAAUAAACAAACUCAAUUCAAUCAAGGAUGUGGAACAGAAGAAAAGUGGGAAUUACUUUUUCUUAGAUGAUUAAAUGAAAAAUUGGUCAUCAAUUUAUAAAACUGAAAACUUUGUUAUAUGAAAUGCAAUCAGGUUUUAAAAUACCGCAUUCAUUCCAGAAGUUAAAAUCGAAUGUUACUGGCAAGUAACCUCUGCUGCCCAGUAGCAGUGUCAGUAUCACUUUUUGUGCCUGACAGGCCAUCUUUUGGAGAUAGUAUUUCAAAGCAGAGACAGCUGAAAUUUAUCAUACCAAGAGACUGCUUUUUUCACAACAGGAAGUUUUGGGUUCAAAUGUAAUUUAUUAAUGUACCAAAUGCUGACAUCUUUCAGUUGUUUUUCUGUACAAGAUGGUUUACAAAAUUGUAAAAGAAAAGAAAUUACUAUUUUAAAAGAUCUAGCUCUCUGUAAAUGAGGGUUUCAUAAAUAAAUGUCCACCUAAAUCUA
Molecule: messenger RNA, 2438 nt
Organism: Sceloporus undulatus (fence lizard)
Lineage: Eukaryota; Metazoa; Chordata; Lepidosauria; Squamata; Phrynosomatidae
Gene: ABCE1
Product: ATP binding cassette subfamily E member 1
Exons: 18
Coding region: 229-2028 (599 amino acids)
Biological process (GO): ribosomal subunit export from nucleus; translational initiation; translational termination
Molecular function (GO): ATP binding; ribosomal small subunit binding; iron ion binding
Source: RefSeq, a predicted model, not a curated record